UUCCGGUGAGAGCGGCGCAGGCGCACUGGUGGUUCCGAGCCGGGAGCUGACAGGGAGAGCGAGAGCGCGCGGGGCUCAGGCUUGAGCUUGGGCCUGGUGUUGGGAGGAAGGCGCGGCAGGCAGGAGUCACCAUGUCUUCCAGGAGCCUCCGGAAACUGCGCGGGGAGCGGAAACAAGAACCGCUCAAUCACUUUGCCGACCAGGAGGAGGAGGAGGCGGAGGAAGAAGAAGAGAGGCCGCUGGAACCCGCCACGUCUCGAAAACGACGGAGGAACAGGGGAAAUAAAGCGGCAGCUGGAAACCUGCCCCAACUGAUAAGUGAAGUUGAUGAUGAAUCUGAUGCAACUAGUGACAAACAUCUUACGGAAGUGUCAGAUGAUAUAAACCUUAGGCUCGACUCUUCAUCCGGGGGGAAUGAUCAAAUUGAAACAAUGCAGAAUACAGAAAAUGAAGAACGUGAAAAAGAAAAUGACGAAUUAGUAAAUGAGUCUGACGUUUUGCAGACAAGUUCACAAAACAAGCCCAAACGGAAGAAAAAGAAAAAGAAAAACCGCAACAGUACUACAGAUGAUGCCAAGGAAGUUGUGACUGACGACAUUGACAGCAUUCUACAGGCGAUUGAGACACCCAAUGGUUUUCAUCACCAAACACAUACAGUCAGUGUGGAAUCAAGACCAUUGCUGUAUGUUGAACAUAGGAAUCUGAAUCCGGAGACUGAACUAAAGAGAUACUUUGGAGCUCGAGCAGUUCUUGGAGAUCAAAGGUCAAAGCAGCGGCAUCGUUCAUUGCACAGGAGUACAUGGCUCACAACACCUAAAGAUACUUGGCCAAGAUACACCAAAACAGGAAUUUCUAUGCAGCUGCUGGAGACCAAAGGUGGAGCUCAGUAUUUCACCUUUGAACACAAUCGUGAUUAUCAACAGGUUCAGUUCAAAUUCUUGGAUGCUGUAGAUUCUCUGGACCCAAAUAACAUUCUGACCCUCCUACGUGUGAACCCACAUCAUAUCGACUCUCUGUUGCAACUAAGUGACAUCUGUCGGAUGCAAGAGGAUCAGGAAAUGGCACGUGAUCUAAUUGAAAAAGCACUAUACUGUUUUGAAAGUGCAUUUCACCCAGUGUUUAGCCUGACCAAUGGAAAUAGCCGGUUAGAUUAUCGACGAGCUGAGAACAGGUCAUUCUUCCUUGCACUGUACAAGCAUAUGAUAUUCCUAGAGAAAAGAGGCUGUCCACGUACGGCACUGGAAUUUUGUAAGCUUAUCCGUAGCCUGGACCCUGAAAGAGAUCCACUAUGUGCUUUGUUGAUUAUUGAUUUUUUGGCAUUGCGAGCACGAGAAUAUGCUUUCUUAAUACGACUUUAUGAGGAAUGGGAGUUCCAUUUGAAUCUGUCUCAGCUCCCUAAUUUUGCAUUCUCUGUCCCAUUGGCUUAUUAUCAUCUAAGUCAACGAGAAGGUCUGUCAGAUACUGAGCGCUGUAAAAAGCAAGAGCGAGCUAAGCGUCUGUUACAAAAUGCUCUCAUUGUGUUUCCUAGUGUACUGAUGCCGUUACUGGAUCUUUGCAGUGUGCAAGCAGACCAGGCUGUGUUGUCGCACAAGUAUUUUGGAUUUGAUGUUCAGAUAAGACAGCCAAAUGCACUAAAGCAGUUGGUGACGCUAUUUAUUGGAAGGAACUGGAUGCUCUGGAAGGAACCAAGAGUCAUGUCUUGGUUGGAAGAGAAUGUGAAGGAAGUUCUAAUACGAGUAGAUGCAAAUGACCCACUUGUACAGGAGUCUGAAAACAAGAGAAGGAUUAGAUACCAGAAUGUUCCCAGGAACAUCUAUCGUCAUAUUGUACUGUCUGAGAUAAAGGAAGCUGUUGCAACUCUUCCACCCGAAGUAACUGCACAGCCUGUGAUGGGUUUUGAUCCACUCCCUCCACUAGAUGGCAUUGUCACAUACACGAGACCUGAAAGGAUAAAUCAUGCAGCAGAUGGAAGCACCUUAUCACUGUUCUUUCGAUCUUUGUUGCCAAAUUUUAAUCUUCAGGAGGACAGGAGACAGAAUGUGGAAGGUGACGGUGCAGAGGACCAACAUGAAUUGAAUCAAGGCGUAAACCGACUCAUGGCUGCAAUGAGGGAUAUGUUAGCAAAUAUCCACUUCCAUGAACCACCACAGGAAGAAGAUCAAGAUGAUGAUGGUGAUGGAGAAUGGGAUUAAAAUUUCAUGUACGGAGUCUUCAGUGAAAUGUAACUUAGGUCUGUAAGAAUAGUGCAUUCUUUAACUGCUUACAUAGCUGCGGCACAGUGAUAUAGAAGCAUUUAUGAAAAGACACCAUCAUAUUGUAUUUAGUUCUGUGGAUUAUUAUUGACCAUAAGUGCUAACACAAGUGAAGGAAAGCACUUUAUCAUCAGUAAUUUUUAAAUGGUUAGAAGCAACUAAAAGAAUAACGAAUACUGUAAAUUUCAGCUUUACGUUUGGCAAAAUUUUAUAUUUUUGGUCUAUAAAUCUAGUGAGAUUACAUGUUUUUAAACAUGCUUCCAAUAUAAAGGAGAAUUUGUAGGGUAUCCAAAAACUUGACGAGCAGUUGCUCUUUUGUAUUUAUUGAAGUCUAAUUUAAAUACUUAAGUGAAAUGUAGUUGACAUGUAGAAUUUACACAAGUGCUUUAUGUUGGAAAGAAAAUGUUGUUACUAGAACGGAACAGUGCAUAACAGUGUGCCAACUAUGCGUAUUAAAGUCAUAGCCUUUUCUGUGAAUCAAGUGUAAUUGUUUGAUCUACUUAGUUAUAUUUGAUCAAUUCCUUUUUACCAAGUUGAUGGUACAUUUGCACUUGGAAGGUGUGUGGAGCAAUCUAAAUUUAAUUAGAAGACCGUCAGCAGUCAGGUUUGGUGACAGUGAUAAAGGAAUGAAUUUGAUUGAAUCCAUUAAUAAAAGGCUGGGAAAGUAAUCAUUAUUUGAGGCCAUUCUGAAUAUGGUAAAACAACAGUAAAAUUUUAUGAAUACUAAAGCAAAAUAUUGCAGAUGCUAAAAAUCUGAAGAAGCAAAACUGAAAUAAUAGAAAAUGCUCAGCAAUCUAUUCAGAGAACAGCACCAAUGGAUUGGUUUCAUAACCUCUUCUCAAUUGUAAUCAGAAAUUCUGUCACUGUAUAAAGGGGAGCACUCUAUACCACUGAGUAAAUAAAUAAAAUUAUUAUUUAGAUUUAAUAUCAAACAAGGAGUUCAUAGAAAAUUAUUGAGCAUACUUCGUGAUUAUUAGCAUGAGUUUGUGAAAAUAACUUGGGAAUCCUGAAGACUGAAAUGCUUGAGUUAACGUAAGGGAGGUCAUUUGACCUGAAAAGUUCAUGCUGGUUCUCUGUCUGUUGAUAGUACCUGACCUGAACAUUUCCAGCAUUUUGUGUUUUGUAUGCUGUGAAUUCCUGUUUCAGUGUGAAACAUAGGUGGUACGAUAUUCUUAGUUAUAUGCUUGUCAAUGGUAAGAAGUUGCUUUUAUGUAAAAACUUGCAAAUUCUGGAUUAAAUUCACUCGUAAUCCAGUCAGGAAAAAAAUUCUCACUUAAAUGACUUGAAGCGAACUCUCACCAAAUGUGUAUAGACCAGCUAUAGUUAUUAAAUGCAUCAUUAAUGUUUCAUCCUUUUUAUUUGGUUUCUCUUUUUAUUAUUGAAUUUUGCUGUUUUUUUUGUAAAUACUCAAGAUGCAAAAAUUCUAACCGUUUAGGCUGUGAUGAGAUUUAAUUUUGCAAAAAAAUCAAAUGUUAUUUGCAUCCUGAAUCCAUGUAUGAAUCUGUAUUCUGAUUUUUCUCUGUUCUCAUUUUCAAUUUAAAUUCAUAAAGUUAGUUGCAGUUCAUUACCUAAUUUGUCAAUCAUAAUUUACUUUAAAGUUGGUAAAUUAUAUUCUGAAUUGAGUGAGCCAGUCAGUGCAGAAUGUAUUUUCUGUGCAAGCAUUGAAUGUUGUUCACUAUUCUAAAAGUAUACAAAGUGAUAUUGGAGAGCAGAUUUUUUAAAAAAUAUCAUUAAAUUAGAAAUAAAGUUGUUGAUGGUAAAAUAAGUUAUUAUUUGAGAAGGAAUAAGGACCCUUAAGAGGGUCCUGCAGCCUGAAUGAUGUCCAAACAAGUGUCUUUAAGGAAAUGGAACAAAAACCAGACAAAAUCCUUGUCUUUAAGUUUGCAGAAAUCUGGGACUGUUCCCUUUCACAAGGAUGCUUAACAUUCUUCUCGCCUUUUAUGUCAUAUGUCUAGCCAACUACAUCCCCAUUAGUUUGACGUCAAUCAUGGGUAAUAUUUUGAGAAAAUAACUCAGGAUGCAAACGUAUGGUUACUUAGACAGAGAUGGACACAUUACGAUCAACAAUAUGAUUCCUGUAAAUAAAAAUAUUUCUCACUAAUUUGGUAUUUUUUAACAAAGGAAUAAAGAAACUCAGUGGGUAAGAUCUUUCAUGUUUUGAGGGUACUUUUAGUAAUACACGGCUACUGCUAUAUUCUGAAAUUCAUGGCAGUUUUCUGCACUGGAUUGGGAUUGAGCUGAAUGCUCAUGGGCAGGAUUUUGAUCUCUGGAGAACCUGUCCCCAGUAGUGCUUUACAUAGAUGUUAGGACAUAUUACAUUUGGCAGUUUCAUUAUGCGGCUGUUAGGGGAAUUGUCUACAGUUUAAGAGGUAGGUCUAGAUUGUUCAGAAGUCCAAGUUAAAGAUAAUGUCCAGGAUGGUGGCAGAGGAGGGCUCCUGAAUCGGAGCUUCCUGCUUCAAUCUCUUCCUUCCUCGCUUGUUUUCAUUUGUAGUGUGUCUUUUCUCUACUUAGCUUCUGAAGGGUCAUGGAGGCAGUAAUGGGCAGUUGGUGAGAGCAGGAGCAGGCAGCUCUGUCAGUGGGUGGGCAGACAGUAGUAAGAGCAUGUACAGGCAGUCCCCGGUGCCAGCAAGGGCAACAUCAAGCUGUUGUGAGGAGUGCAAGCCCAGCAUGGGCAGGCAUCUAUGGACUGUGGUGUUACACAGUUCGUUUAUGUUUUGGUAAGAAGGACUGUAAUGUUUAGCUUUUUGAACUUUGUUUUCCUUGUUUUUCUGCUUUGUACUUAAGGUUCUGUGCCUAGGUACCUUUUGUAUUUAAGACAAUGCCAUAACUGAUGAUUUGUAAACUUCUUUCACUGUACUCGUGUGGGUUCAUGUGAAAAUGAACCUAAAUCAAAUAUCUGCCAAAGUUGUGUGUGAACACAGGUAGGAGGGGAACUAAUUAAAA
Stegostoma tigrinum is the source of this 5195-nucleotide messenger RNA. It is a transcript of the gene tcf25, whose product is annotated as transcription factor 25 (basic helix-loop-helix). The record is from RefSeq and is a predicted model, not a curated record. Bases 132 to 2192 code for a protein of 686 amino acids. Lineage: Eukaryota; Metazoa; Chordata; Chondrichthyes; Orectolobiformes; Stegostomatidae. Gene Ontology annotation, cellular component: RQC complex. The transcript has 18 exons.